GGAGACAAGAGGCCCCAAUACUGCAGUGUAAUUGUGUCUGACACACCACUUCCCAAACCUGUCCUGCAGUAAGACAUGGUUGAUGCCCUGGGUAUUGUGCUGGGCAGCAGUCUGACAGUAAUGCUAGGAGCCACUGCUCUCUAUGUCCUUGUUCGCUGGUAUCAGAGUGGUCGUUGCUGCUAUGAAACCAACUUUGUGCUUAAUUUAUACAAUAUCAGGCAGCUCAGAUCAAUGGAUCUAGAACUUGCUCCACCUUACACAGUUAGUGGUUCCAUGAAAUCUCCAGGACCCCUGUCGGGCUACCAUUACUCACAUUUCCAGGACAGUGAAGUGUGAUUUUUUUUUCACUGAUGGGCUUCAGUGUGUUAUGAUAAUGGACAAUAAAGAGACUGACAGCUGCGUGAGCCUUUCCUGAUAAUUUGAAGACAGGAGAUUGUCCGAUGUUAGAUAAAAACUCAGAACUAUCUAAGACCAUUCUGAUAAAUCUAUAAUUAAAAGGACAGUCUACAAUAUAAUUUUUAUUAUUUUAAAAGAUAGAUACAAUACCCCAGAUACAAUUUCCCAGUUUUGCAUAACCAACACAGUUAUAUUAAUAUAUUUUUUUACCUCUGUGAUUACCUUGUAUCUAAGCAUCUUCUGACAGCCCUCUGAUCACAUGACCUUCUAUUAAUUAUCUGUUGACUUGCAUUUUAGCGGUGUUGUGCAGAACCCACGGGCGUGAGCACAAUGUUAUCUAUAUGGUUCACAUGAACUAUCAGUCUCCUGUUGUGAAAAGCAAAUUAAAAAAAAACAUGUGAAAAGAGGCUGUCUGUAGUGGCUUAGAAACAAGCAGAAAUUUAGAGGUUUAAAUGUUAUAAAGUAUAUUAAUAAUUAAUGUUGGUUGUGCAAA
This is a messenger RNA of Bombina bombina (fire-bellied toad), 889 nucleotides long. RefSeq names its product small integral membrane protein 35 (gene SMIM35). Lineage: Eukaryota; Metazoa; Chordata; Amphibia; Anura; Bombinatoridae. Bases 76 to 336 code for a protein of 86 amino acids. The record is from RefSeq and is a predicted model, not a curated record. The transcript is spliced from 4 exons.